Messenger RNA from Lycium ferocissimum, 1106 nucleotides. RefSeq names its product putative RING-H2 finger protein ATL21A. Bases 210 to 1106 code for a protein of 298 amino acids. Lineage: Eukaryota; Viridiplantae; Streptophyta; Magnoliopsida; Solanales; Solanaceae. Gene Ontology annotation, molecular function: polysaccharide binding. The record is from RefSeq and is a predicted model, not a curated record. The transcript has 2 exons.
AAACUGUAGUCCAAGUCUUCUAUGUCUUGCUUUGCUUGAGAAGACCAAAUUACAUAAAGUAUGACAAAUACUAAAUUCAUUGAUUAAAGUUAAGGAUUCGUCAAUUUCUAUUGAUAAUGGUUUAGAGAUAUACACUACACUAUGUUAAAGUAAUCACUAGUGAACUUCCUUAAUUCUUUCUCUUAACCAAAAAGUCAAAAUCUCAAGAUAUGAGAUCACCUAAUAUGAUGGGCAUUUUGAGUCUCUUCUUCUUUCUUGUUCUCCAUAAUCAUUCUGUCCUUAGUACUACACAAAAUUUCUCUUCAAACAUUUCCAUUUGUGGGAAUCUCACCAUACAAUACCCUUUCCGACUACAAUCCCAAAACACUCAACAAAAUCCAAACUAUAAUAGCUUUUCCCUAAGGUGCACUGAUCAAGGCAAUAUACUACUAAAUCAUCCUUUUUCAGGUGAUUUUCUUGUACAAGAAAUCAAUUACUCCACUAGAGAGCUCAAACUCCAAAUUCCCUCUAAUUAUCUUCCAAGAAAGCUUCUACAUUUAAACCAUUUUUCUUCUCCUUUUUCGGCUUCUUCUUUUAAGAAUUACACCUUCUCCUUGUUAUCUGAUUUUCAUGGAGAUCUUCGACUAUCAUGGGAUGUUCAUCUUGACAGAGAAACCAACAACCCCAAUGUUCCAAGAAAAGAGAGGACUUCACGUAAAGAAAUAAUCUUGAUCUUUUUCGUGGGUGUAUCCCUCAUUUUACCAUCCCUUCUCUGCUUAGUCUGUGUAUCAUGCCGAAUUUUUCUCGAACUAAGCCAUCGCCGCCAAGUCGCUGCUGCUGCAGCUGCAGAAGCCGCCACAGCAAGGUUAGCACCAAUGCCUAUGAUUGUGAUUGAAGGGCUUGAUGAAUCAACGAUUCAGUCCUUUCCAAAAGUGGUUCUUGGUGAAAGCAGGCGAAUUCCGGGACUAAACGUUAUGACUUGCGCAAUAUGCUUAGGUGAGUAUGGUGCUGGAGAAACAGUGAGAUGCAUACCUGAAUGUGAACAUUGCUUCCAUGUUGAAUGUGUCGAUAAAUGGUUGAAGAUGAAUAGCACUUGCCCUGUUUGCCGAAAUUCUCUUCAUCCUUGA